This is a messenger RNA of Monascus purpureus, 1530 nucleotides long. NCBI's taxonomy places the organism in Eukaryota, Fungi, Ascomycota, Eurotiomycetes, Eurotiales, Aspergillaceae. The record is from the annotation of a GenBank genome assembly.
AUGAAACGCAAGCCCGAAUACGCAGAUCAGUCUGACGACUAUGGAUUACCGCGUCAUUGCCCUAAAAGACAACGAUCAGAAACAGCGGCAGACGCAGAUGCAGAUUCUGUCCCGGGUUCCUGGGAGGGCCUGUCGAGGAUUUGGCUUACGAAGCGUGCGUUGGCGGAAUUGAAUCGAAGGACGUGCAAGAUUCGGCUACCGGACCCCGUGGAUGACAAUUUGAAUAGGCUUGUUCCUAUCGAGUCGAUCGAUGUGAAGGCGUUGAAGCGGUUUGCGAGGCAGGGAGGGCCGGAUUUGCGAGACUUGCGCUGGUAUUCGUAUUAUGUCGCCGACCGGUAUGCUUGCUCGGACCAGAUCAUCAUGGACCCGGUUCAGGAUGGCAUUCAGGGCAACGGUGGAAGUGGAAAUAGAAAGCCACAAUGCAGAGAAUAUCAGCAGCAGGAGGACCCAGAUGCGAACAAGGGCGACCUCGAACUCGAAGAAGCAGGAUUCUCUGAAGAUCUCUUCUGCCCCGGUUCACCAACAGCCAGCGAGCAGGAGCAAUGGAGAGCAGACGAAUUCGACGCCAACUUCGAACAGCUCCUCCUCGACAAUGGCGUCUACCCUCCGGACUACGACUACACACUGGAAGGCUACCCGGAGCCCAGGUACCCACGAAACUGGGACGAGAUCAUAUCUCGAGCCAAAGAGCGCCGACCGUCUCUGGAGAAGAUGCUCCGAAUCGGCGCAGAGAGCAUGGAGAUCCUCGCCAAUACGAACCGAAUAGCCUGGACGGAGAAAGACGCCGAGAUGCACACGUUCCCAGACAUAACCGGCGAAGGGGCGAGCAGCACCACGGCCGAGCUGGAUGAGGAGUUCAGAUACACGUACGAUGAAGGGCACAUCAACUUUGCAAACCAGCGAAGGAACGAGCCGUUCGAUAACAUCGAGCCGUUCUUCCAGGGCUCCUCCCACCACGAACACAACCACUUCCCCCGUGCCAAACCGACUCUAUACGACGGCAUCGCCCGGGGAGCGCUAUAUCCCGACCUCCUCGAAAGAUUCAACACCUACAUCUCCCCCUCGACGGAUGAAACGGCGCCCAUUCUCCCCAACUUCUUCGCGGAAUGUAAAGGCCGGCUCGGCUCGUCCCUCGUUGCCGAACGCCAGGCGCUCUACGACGGCGUUCUCGGCGUGAGAGCCAUGCACGUCCUCCAAUCGGCCUGGAACGAGGGGUACAUGGACUUCGACGACAACUCGUACGCGAUCGUCUCGACCUUCCGAACGGGCGAGCUGGAGCUGUAUGCGGUGCACGCGACGUUUUCAAACACCGCGUGCCGGCCGGAGUACCAUAUGAAUCUGAUCGGACGGUGGUAUAUUCUCAGCUCGCCCGACGCGUUCCGGGAGGGGGUCUGCGCGUUUCGGAAUCUGAGGGAUUGGGCUAGGGAGAAGAGGGACGAGUUUGUGGAGAAGGCGAAUGGCGCUGUCGACGCUGCUCGGCGACGGGAUGCGGCGGUCUACGCGGGGACGAGGGGGAGCAUUGCGUGUUAG